UCGCGGUUUCCAAAUUAAUAAUAAUGACUCAAAUCCCCGAAAUUAAAAACCCUAACCUCUCAUAAUUAAAGAAAAAAGGGGGAAUCUUUCAAAUCGAUAGAUCGAACCCUAACAUUCUGCGAUCGAAGCGAAGAGAGAUGGCGGUUGCUGGUCUUUACCGUCGGAUUCUCCCGUCGCCGCCGGCGAUCGAGUUCGCCUCAGCGGAGGGGAAGCAACUAUUCUCUGAAGCCCUACGAAAUGGAACCAUGGAAGGAUUUUUUAAAUUGAUUUCCUACUUCCAAACACAAUCUGAACCUGCAUAUUGUGGGCUGGCUAGUCUAUCUAUGGUCUUAAAUGCACUUGCAAUUGAUCCAGGAAGAAAGUGGAAAGGUCCUUGGAGAUGGUUUGACGAGUCCAUGUUAGACUGUUGUGAACCUCUGGAGAAAAUCAAAGCUGAAGGGAUCACAUUUGGGAAAGUUGCAUGUUUGGCUCACUGUGCUGGGGCUAAAGUUGAAGCAUUGCGUACAAGUCAAAGCACUAUUGAUGAUUUUCGUAAACAUGUCAUCAAAUGCACUUCAUCUGAAGAUUGUCAUGUGAUCACUUCAUACAAUAGAAAAGUUUUUAAUCAGACUGGAACUGGCCAUUUUUCACCAAUUGGAGGUUAUCAUGCUGGGCGUGACAUGGCACUCAUUUUGGAUGUUGCGCGUUUUAAGUAUCCUCCUCAUUGGAUACCUCUUUCACUUCUCUGGGAAGCGAUGGAGUCAAUGGAUGUGCUAACUGGACAUCCUAGGGGGUUCAUGCUUAUUUCAAAGCUUCAAAGAGCACCAUCACUGCUUUAUACACUGAGUUGCAGACACGAUAGCUGGGUGAGUACAGCAAAGUACUUGAUUGACGAUGUCCCUAUUCUCUUGAAGGCAGAAGGCCUAAAAGCAGUUCCAGAUGUUCUUUCCCUUAUUUUAAGAUCUCUGCUUUCCCGUGCUGGGGAUUUCAUCAAUUGGGUUGUGGAAGUUAGACUACGAGAAGAAGAUGGCUCUGCCGUAAGCCAAGAGGAGAAAGGAAGGCUUGCUGUUAAGGAGGUUGUAAUGCAACAAGUUCGUGGAACUGAACUAUUUAAAUACGUGACAGAUUGGCUAUCUUCUAUAAGAUCAUGUUGCACAAUUGCAGCUUCUUUAGUUGAUAAAGAUUCAUUAUCGAAGAUUGCAGCCAGUGUUUGUUGCCAAGGCGCUGUGCUUUUAUCAGGCAAACCUGGGGAGUACAAAGGAUUUUGUUGCAGAGCGACACGUGGCGAAUGUUUGAAAGCCAACAGAAAUGGGACCGUAACUGUCAUUUCAGGAACAGUAGUCUCAGGUGACGAUGAGCAAGAAGUUGAUAUGUUGGUGCCGGUGUCUCCGUCAAAAUCAAGCUGUUGUGGUUCAGGUCCAAGCAGCUGUGCUGUGGUUCACCCAGUAAGUGACGAUGUUUUAACAGUUUUGUUAUUAGCUUUACCUGCAGAUACCUGGGUUGGUAUUAAGGAUGAGAACCUAUUGGCUGAAAUUCAUAAUAUAGUUUCAACAGAGAGACUACCAGAUGUUCUUCAAGAGGAGGUCCUGCACUUGCGCAGGCAACUCCAUUUCCUCAAGAGAUGCAAGGAUGGAGACGCAGAUGAUUUUGUGCUGUCUUCAUGCGGAUGAUAUUACAGUAUUUUGAAUUCCUUUGCAAUUAUUAAAAGGAGAUAUAUUGUCACCCACCCGUGACCAAGCCAGCUUAGUCGAAUUAGUUUUUAUUUAUACUAUUUUAUCUAGACUCCUAAGUCUUGUGCAUGUUCUCUUGAUGCUACAGAUCGAGGAGGAGCUUCUGAAAAUAAUCUGCACAGAUUAAGUUACCAGACUAUUAGUGAUCCUGCAGGGUUUGGGAAAAAGUAUGUAAUUAUGUGAACCUUGGGAAUAUAUUAAUGCCCUCAAACAAAUAAAAGUUAUCAGAUAUUUAAUUGCUGGAAUGUGAUUGUAAGUUUUGACAUUUUUA
Asparagus officinalis (garden asparagus) is the source of this 1980-nucleotide messenger RNA. RefSeq names its product glutathione gamma-glutamylcysteinyltransferase 1-like. Lineage: Eukaryota; Viridiplantae; Streptophyta; Magnoliopsida; Asparagales; Asparagaceae. The transcript has 8 exons. Gene Ontology annotation, biological process: phytochelatin biosynthetic process; response to metal ion; cellular detoxification of cadmium ion. The record is from RefSeq and is a predicted model, not a curated record. Bases 138 to 1649 code for a protein of 503 amino acids. Gene Ontology annotation, molecular function: glutathione gamma-glutamylcysteinyltransferase activity; metal ion binding.